This is a messenger RNA of Alligator sinensis (Chinese alligator), 3007 nucleotides long. It is a transcript of the gene ARRDC1, whose product is annotated as arrestin domain containing 1. Gene Ontology annotation, biological process: protein transport. The transcript is spliced from 8 exons. Lineage: Eukaryota; Metazoa; Chordata; Crocodylia; Alligatoridae. The coding region runs from base 1 to 1131 and encodes 376 amino acids. The record is from RefSeq and is a predicted model, not a curated record. Gene Ontology annotation, cellular component: cytoplasm. Gene Ontology annotation, molecular function: ubiquitin protein ligase binding; ubiquitin-like ligase-substrate adaptor activity.
AUGGGGAGAAAAGCUAUCAAGGUGAGCUGCGUUGGAUUUUGUGGGGUGUCUAACAAAGUCAAUGACACGGCAUGGACUGUUGAGGAGCAAUACUUUAACAGCACCCUUUCCUUGGCGGACAAAGGGGUCCUGACAGCUGCUUCAGCUCCCACAUCGUUUGAAGGCCCUUUUGGGAAGGUUGUCCAUCAGAUCAAAGCUGUGAUAGAUACACCCCGAUUCUCCAAGGACUACAAGUGCAACAAAGUCUUCUAUGUCCUCUGUCCACUCAACCUGAAUGCCAUCCCUGAGAUUGAGCAACCCAACACUAUGUCCAUCACCAAGAAGUUCAACUACAAACUUGUGAAAAGUGGGAGCAUCAUUUUAACUGCCACCUCAGACCUCAAAGGAUAUAUUGUGGGGCAGGUGAUCCAGCUGCGCACAGACAUAGAGAACAAGUCUGGCCGGGAUACUGGUUCUGUUGUAGCCAGUCUGCUUCAGAAAGUCGCUUAUAAAUCCAAACGCUGGAUUUAUGACUUGAGGACCAUUGCAGAAGUGGAGGGCGCAGGGGUGAAGGCAUGGAAGCAUGCAGAGUGGAAGGAGCAAAUCCUUGUCCCAGCGCUGCCCCAGUCUAUUCUGCAAGGCUGCACCCUCAUACACAUUGACUACUAUAUCCAAGUUUCUCUGAAGUCACCAGAAGUCUCAGUCACCCUACCUAUUUACAUUGGCAACAUUGCUGUGAACAGAAUCCCUCUGAGCCCAGCCAGGUCAGUCCCACACAUCCCGUCUGCAGUGGUACCGAGCGCACCCCCAGAAGAGGAGGAAGCUGCCAGUGGCUACCACCCCAUGGACAAUGUUUCGAUCCCCACCAAAAGUCAUUCCCAGCAGCAGCCAUUCAGCUACGCCCCAGGACUGAGCUUCCAGGAAGUAAGGCUGGAUUCGGACCAGACUGGCUCCCCAAACCACCCCACGCUCUGCUUGUCAACGGGAGCAACCGUUCCAUACUAUGCCGAAGGGACGGUGGUUCCAGUUCCCACUGCCAGCUCUCUCAUCCUGCCUCCGGAGUACAGCACAUGGGGUUACCCAUAUGAAGCGCCUCCCUCCUAUGAACAGAGCUGCAGCAGUGCCAACUCCAGCCUCAGCAAUGGCAACUAGCCCUGUACCAGAAGCCUGCAGGUGCUGCUCCUCCACAGCACUGUCUCUGAAGUCUGGUACAGCACAAAGCAUCUUCUAUUCCUGUGGCUGAUGGGCAGGGUGAAAGGCUCGUCCCAGUCUGGGAUUUUUAAGUCACUUUUAUGCGGUCUCCUUUUUUUUGUGUGUUUUUUAAAAAACCAGAGGGGGCUCAUUGGAAAUGGCAUGGGGUGUGGGGUCUAUGCAUAGGGAUGGGGGAAUGGUACGUCUUGCCCCCUCACAACUCCAUUGUACCCUAUAGCAGAGGAGCUGCCUGCCCCUGGGAUGCCUUGCACAAUAAUAUGUUCCUGUACUGUAGUCCAACACUUACUGCUUUACUAUCAAAGCACCUGUGAUGCCUUAUUUGAAAUGCUACUGAACUGGUGUGUGUCUACUGUAGGCAAUGGAUGGCAUGUGUGGAUUCUCCUCUUCCUUUUUGUGGUUAGAGUGCCAUUUCCAAUCCUGGCACAGGCUCAGCAGCCUCUCUAUCAUCCCCACCGACCCUGUAGUUGAUCCUCAAACACUCCCAACAACAGUGGGGCAAGUGGGGCAGCCUAUAGCAAGAGAUCUCUGGAGGGAAUAGACCCAGAAGGUGGAGGGUACAGAGAGCUUAGAGUACAGACCCUAGAAACUGCAAGGUUGCAGAAUAACUGGCCAGCAUCCUUCCUCCAGCUGUAAGUUAAACCUUUGCCAACAUGUGAUGGUAAUGGAGGCAUGGUAGCCAUUAACUUGAUCUAUGCAUUUGUAGGAACCCUAGCAGGGCCCAUAGUGGGAAUAGGGAAAGUUCUAUACAUUACCACCUUUUUCUUGGCAUUUUUUUAAAAUCCAGCUGAUGGGGUUCUCCAGAAGAAAAAACAAAAUAAAAAAGCCUGUGGGGUUCUUGGAGCAAUUCCUACAGAACCCUUUUGGUUGUACCCCUUUAGUGCAAGCUUGGCAAUGCCAGCCAAAUUUUAGCAGGGUUUGAUUUUUAUAACUACCCUGUUUGGUCUCCACAUGUUCCCUGAGCUUGCCCUCGGCAGCGUGCCCUCUCCAUUCCCGUUGCUGUAGGCAGGCUGGAAACUGACAAUCAAGCUUCUAGGUUUUCUAAUGCUACCUCUGAACUCACCCAAGACACCUGUAAUGGGGAAACCCCUUCUUUGCAGGGACCCUCUACUACAAAAUGCUCACUUCCCAAAGAGUUUCUCUCCCAAGAAAAGGGGCAGCUGUGCUGCAUGAGCACUGGAGACUCCAGGACUCUGGGCUUCCCUACCCACUGCAGCGAGGCUGUCUAGUUCUACAGGACUGGCUGCUCAGGCAAGGCCUACUCCAUUGUUUGGGUAAAACUAGCUCUGUAAGCUGCUGUGGGAUCCCAGACCAGGCAGGCACAAACUGUUGCGUGGACAUUUCGCCUACUGCUGCAUUUCUUGCUUGCUGUCACUGAAACCAACAGGCCAGCUGGUGAGGAGCAUGCAAGGCCUACAUUUCUCAGUGGCAGCUUCAGACUGGGAGCACACAGCAUUAAGCUCCAGAUCUGAGGCACCAAGACAGCUACUCGUGACCCAAGAACAAGAACCCCUUCUGGGAUCUGAAGCCUGCAUCACGCUCCUCUUCCUCCUGCUCUCCCACCCUGCACUUCAGACUGCCUCUGCAGCCCCCGGGACUGGCUGCUCUGGGACAGGUCGCACUUUUCUGCACGAUCUUUUUAAUAGGGGUAGGGGUUGAGGGAACCUUUUUCCCAGCAGGGCUGGCGAACAGACGUUACCUGCGCUGAUUGUAUAUAGAACAAGUAUCCUUGUAUAUGUGCGUAUAAGAGGACCUGUUUUUAAUGACUGGAUUAAUACCAAAUUUUAAUGCUGUAUUUAAUAAAUUAUUCCAAAAGAGA